Soboliphyme baturini is the source of this 477-nucleotide messenger RNA. The record is from the annotation of a GenBank genome assembly. NCBI's taxonomy places the organism in Eukaryota, Metazoa, Nematoda, Enoplea, Dioctophymatida, Soboliphymatidae.
AUGUGGUUUUCGGGAUCGGUUAAUGAGGCCGUUGCGACAACAAAGCAGAAGUCGGUGGUUCUGGUCGUUUUCGUGUCAGGAAACGAUGAAGCUUCGGCCAGCGCCCUCUCUUGGCUUGAAAAUGAGGAAGUUCAAAAAUGCCUUCGGGAAAAUUCAACCGUGAAUUUGAAGCUUGAAAGCAAGAGCGAAACAGCUGCCCAGUUUGCCCAAAUAUCUGCCGGUAAUCAGUUCAUGCAGAAAGAAAUGAAGAAAUCCGAAGACAGUAAAAUCGAUGAGCCUAAAAAUGAGCCCAGAGCAAAAAUACGAAUGCCGAAAGAAAAAAAAGACCAAGAAGCUCUGUCUCGGAUUCGUCAGCAAAUCGCCGCUGAUCGAUUGGAAAAAUCUGAAAAGUACCAUCGGGAACAAGACGAUAAACUGUUGAGAAAGCGUAAAGCGACUACCGAACAGAAGGUCAUUCCAGCAAAAACUAAGGAAUAG